Molecule: messenger RNA, 588 nt
Organism: Lathyrus oleraceus (garden pea)
Lineage: Eukaryota; Viridiplantae; Streptophyta; Magnoliopsida; Fabales; Fabaceae
Exons: 1
Coding region: 1-588 (195 amino acids)
Source: RefSeq, a predicted model, not a curated record
AUGACACAACGUUAUGAAGAUGGCAUGGCUAUUGUUCUUAAUGGUGGUAAACCAAAUAUUUUUCUAACAAUGACAUGCAAUCCUUCUUGGAGUGAGAUAACAUCAGAACUUUUGCCUUUUCAAACACCACAAGAUCGUCCAGAUUUGCCAACAAGAAUAUUUCGUUCGAAAUUUGAGAAAUUGAAGGAUGAUGUUAUUAAUAAAGGAGUCUUGGGUAAAGUUAAAAGCUACAUGUAUGUCACUGAAUUUCAAAAGCGAGGAUUGUCGCAUGUGCAUAUGUUGUUGGUCUUAGAAAGUAACGAUAAGUUGCGUGACCCAAAAGAUUAUGAUAGUAUGGUAAGAGCAGAAAUACCUAAAUUAGAAUGUGAACCACAGUUGCAUGAAGUUGUUGUAAGACAUAUGAUCCACGGACCUUGCAGCAUAAUCAACCGAAAGUCUCUAUGUAUGAAAGACGAACAUUGUAAAAAAAGGUAUCCCAAACAAUUCUUGGAUGAAACACGUCAAGGCACUGACUCAUAUCCCAAGUAUAGAAGAAGGUUUGAUGAGUCUGUAUCGUUAGGUAGAGAUAGGUCUGUCGAUAAUAGAUGA